This is a messenger RNA of Hemicordylus capensis (graceful crag lizard), 777 nucleotides long. Its product is annotated as chymotrypsin-like elastase family member 3B. The record is from RefSeq and is a predicted model, not a curated record. Gene Ontology annotation, molecular function: serine-type endopeptidase activity. NCBI's taxonomy places the organism in Eukaryota, Metazoa, Chordata, Lepidosauria, Squamata, Cordylidae. Gene Ontology annotation, biological process: proteolysis. The coding region runs from base 15 to 713 and encodes 232 amino acids. The transcript has 7 exons.
GCCACUUUGGAAAGAUGCCUCUUUGCCAGAUCUCCCUGCAGAUCGGACUCGGUGACACCUGGUUUCACAACUGUGGGGGGACUCUGAUUACCCCUGACUGGGUCCUGACUGCUGGGCACUGCAUCAUGACCAGCUUCAACACCAGGGUGGUACUCGGGGAGUAUAACUUGAGUGUGGAGGAAGGACCCGAACAGUACAUCCCUGUGAACCCCGAGGACAUGCAUGUGCACCCCGACUGGGAGCUCUCCUCUCUGUAUGCUGGGAACGACAUCGCCCUGAUCAAGCUCUCCCGCAGCGCUGUGCUCAGCGAUAAAGUGAAGCUGGGAUGCGUCCCCUGCGAAGGGUCCCUGCUCCCCAAUGAUUAUCCCUGCUACGUCACUGGUUGGGGCAGCACCAUCACCGGUGGGUCUUCCCCCGACAUAUUACAGCAGGCUCUGCUCCCCGUGGUAGACCACGAGCACUGCUCGCAGCCCGACUGGUGGGGAGAGAAGGUCCUGGAUAACGUGGUUUGCGCCGGCGGGGACAUCCGGUCCGCCUGCCAUGGUGACUCUGGGGGCCCCCUCAGCUGCAAGCACGACGACGGGAAAUGGUACAUCCACGGGAUUGUCAGCUGGGGGAAUGGUGCGCAAUGUAACACCCUGAAGAAACCCACCGUCUUCACCCGUACCUCUGCAUUCAUCUCCUGGAUUAAAGAGAUCAUCAACAACCAUUAGGGUCCGGAAUCCGCGUGGCACCCUUCACUGGACUCCACGGGUUAAAACCAAUAAAACAUUUCCU